Capra hircus (goat) is the source of this 3873-nucleotide messenger RNA. RefSeq names its product leucine rich repeat containing 71 (gene LRRC71). The record is from RefSeq and is a predicted model, not a curated record. The transcript has 15 exons. NCBI's taxonomy places the organism in Eukaryota, Metazoa, Chordata, Mammalia, Artiodactyla, Bovidae. Gene Ontology annotation, molecular function: protein binding. The coding region runs from base 264 to 2060 and encodes 598 amino acids.
CGUGUGGCCCUGGGCAGUCCCCACAAGAAAGCAACAGGGGAGGUGGCUGGGCUCGGGAGGCAGAGGUCCCCUCCCCCCAACCCCAGGGAGCGGAGAGCCGGAGUUCUGGAAGCGGCCUUGACCCACGGGGUGGGAGGAGGAGCCGAGGCGCCCGCCUGGUCGACAUUCCAAGCCCGUUAGUCCCUUCUUCCAGGUCUCGAUUUCCCAGUUUCCUGCCAAGUGUUUUCAGUGUCGGUCUCUAGAACGCAUCUUACAUAUUAAAAAUGGCCGUAAGGAUGUCUGCCUCUAUGGAGGGGCUCCGGGCCGCCCCGAGGCCAGAAGCCCCGCGCAGGCGAGCGUGGGAACGCGGCGCUGGGCCCGGAUCCCAGGCGGGAGGGGCGCGGGGCUGGGUGGGGCGUCCUCUGGUCUCUGCUGCCCUCUGGUGGCGGCCUUGGGCUCCAGCCGGCGAGCUCCGCGCGGCUCGGCCCUUUCCCGCCCACUCUCGCCCCGCCCCGGCAGAGGAGUACCAGUGCACUGGCAUCCUCGAGGUGGACUUCGCUGAGCUCUGCACGCGGUGGGGCUACACGGACUUCCCCAAAGUGGUCACCCGACCCCGCCCGCAGCCGACCUUCGCCCCCUCGGCCUCUACGUCGGAGAAGCCCACAGUAGAUGACCAGCGGCUGUCGGGGUCCUGCAGCCUCAACAGCCUGGAGAGCAAAUACGUGUUCUUCCGGCCCACCAUCCAGGUGGAGCUGGAGCCGGAGGACAAGUCCGUGAAGGAAAUCUACAUUCGCGGUUGGAAGGUUGAGGAGCGGAUCCUGGGUAUCUUCUCGAAGUGUCUGCCCUCCCUCAGCCAGCUGCAGGCCAUCAACUUGUGGAAGGUGGGGCUGACUGAUAAGACCCUGACUACCUUCAUCGCCCUCUUGCCUCUCUGCUCAUCCACGCUCAGGAAGGUGUCUCUGGAGGGGAACCCACUGCCGGAGCAGUCCUACCACAAGCUCAUGGCAGCAGACAGCACGAUCGCGCAUUUGUCUUUGCGGAACAACAACAUCGACGACCGCGGGGCGCAGCUCCUGGGUCAGGCCCUGUCUACGCUGCACAGCUGCAACCGGACCCUGGUCUCGCUCAACCUGGGCUUCAACCACAUCGGGGACGAGGGCGCGGGCUACAUCGCAGAUGGCCUCCGGCUCAAUCGCUCCCUGCUCUGGCUGUCCCUGGCCCACAACCGCAUCCAGGACAAGGGCGCCCUGAAGCUGGCUGAGGUCCUGCGCCCGUUCGAGCUGACACAUACCGAGGUGGUGGAGCGCCGGCGCCUCCUGCUGGAGAAAGGUUCGCAGGAGCGCUCGCGAUCGCCUUCCACCUCUCGGCACGGGGACUCCAAAACAGAGCGUGACAAGAACCAGCUGAUGGGGGUCAGCAGUUUUGCACUGGUGGAGAAGGACAAGACGCAGACAGUGAAGACACCCAAGGGUCUGGGCAAGAAAAAGGAGAAGUCGGGGGAAGUGGUGAAGAAAGAGGAGAAGUCAGGGCCUGGGCAGUCACCUACACAAGGAACCCCUAAGAAAGAAGACUCCGCAAAGGCAGGCAAGGGGAAAGUAACCAUCCCUGAGCAGAAACUAAGCAAGGGAAAGGGGGCCAAGACUGGGAGCAAAGAGAAGCGCAGCAUCCUCAUGGAGUCUGAGCACUCGGGACAAAGCCUGGACUAUAACCGGCCCUCAAAACAUCAGCUGGUUGGGGAAGGUGCUGAGAUGGUCAACCCGCUCCUGGAGCCUGUGGAGCACCGCGAUGGCAAAGUUUUCAUGCCUGGGAACAAGAUCCUCUUGCACCUCAAUCUUCUCCGAAACCGCAUCACAGAGGUGGGGCUGGAGGCCUUCCUCACCGUGGUGCAGUACCAGGCGCAAUUCGCCAAAUCCAAGAGCGCGUCCAAGGGCCCCGUGGGGCUGCUGUGGCUGUCCCUGGCGAAAAACUGCUUCUCCCCACAAUGUCCUACGUACACUAUGAUCCAGGAGUUGAUGCUGCCAAGGGACCCCAUCAGUAAAUGCAAGCACAGAGAGGAGGAGCCCGUGGCUUGUUCCACCUAGCCCCACCCCCUGCUUUCCCCCAGAGAUUCUGGGCCCCGGAAGUGCCUCCUUUCCACGAGUGGGCUGGACCUCCCUGGGGAAAGCUCAGAUCAUUAACAAAGUCUAUUGCUGUACUUCUUUCCUUGAGGUUGUCUGAAAGCUCUGUCCCAGAACUGCUCAGAAUAUUUAGACUUUAUGCCUGUUGAAAGUGUGUUAAUAUGGCCAGAAAUGGCCAAAUCGCUGUAUGGUUCUGGUGGGGGGUGAUCUCAGCCCCUCUGCUUGUGGCGGGCCAGGGGCAUUGCUCUCCCACCUCCUCAGGACCUAGUUCUCGCUUGCCCAGCCUACGGUCACCCCCUCCUCCACCACCAGAGGACAUGUGAUAUGCCAGGGUUUGCAGUGUCUCUGGACUUAAGAGGCAGAAGGAAAAGUCUUGGGAGAGCAGCCAACAGACACAGUGGGAGGGAAGAGUGGGUGGGGCAGAAGCAUGGAGCCCAGGCUCCACCAUUCCACUUUCUCAGACCCCGUCCCCCUCUGGACUGGUUUGGAGAGGCAAGGGCGCAGCUUGUGAAAGCAUGCUGAGCUAGUGCGCUGCUCCAUUUGGAGAGGGUGCCGAGUCCCUCAUCACGUCUGUAGCAGAGGCGGAGCGCUGAACGUGGACCCUGACAACACUGCCUACUGCCGCCAGCAACCUGAAACCAGAGCCACCCAGACGGUGCCGGGGCAGGAGAGGCGGGGGCCCUGACUGCACCCUUCAGUGCUGCAUCCACCGCGAUGGCCUGACCAUGCCUCCGGAGCCCAGGGCUGGCUUCUGGGGAGCUGACGUUCACUCUUCUGGGAGCUGCCCGAGAAGUGUCCUUCUUCACCUCUGAGCACGUCUAACCUGGUCACAUCCUCUCGACCCCCACUCCGCUUUCCGUUGCCUCAACAGAGAUCUGCUCUCUGUGAGGCUCUGUGGCCCCCACAGUCCCUUCUCUGCCUCCAGCCGCCAGCACUGCUGCUUGGCCUCUUGGCAGCUGGCUGCUGAAGGGAGCAGGGUGCAGGAGCAGCUCUUUGAAUCUGCAACGCUGAGGACAUCACAGGUGCUUGGCGAUGACCUGUCAUUCCAGCCUCUCCUGUGCGUGGCAGGAGACACUUAUCUCAGUUUAAACACUGAGGUAAGUCUGAAGCCUUCUAAAGCUUGCGUGGAGCCUUACAGCCCAUGUCCUCAUCCCUACACUUUAUCAAGAAUGGGUCACGUAUUCAUUCUGAUGCCCAACCAGACCGUAAGCUCUCUGGGUUUAGGAGGUAAAAAAACAGAGGGGAAAGAGAAUCUGUCCCUUAGUCCAACAAUGAGAGCAAAGAGAGGAGAUCUGAAUGGUUACAGUCCUGGGGGCAUGGCCGUGUCUGACGAGCUGCUUCCGGAGGGUGUCAGAGCCUGCCAGAGGACUCGGACAGCAUCUGGCCAGGCCUCUGAGAUGACCCUCCCCUGUGUGUUGCCUUUAAAGUCCUAAAGCUCACUGAGGGCAGCCCACGAGGGCUCUUGACUCUGGGACCACUGCUCCUUUGUGCGUGUGUGUUUAGACUGAGCUAAGUGUCUUUGUAUGUCUUGGCUGUGGGGGCUGUGUCACUUGGUUUGCCCAGCUGAAGUUCAGGAAGUGCGCCCUGGAGCUUCGGGAGAGAAUAUGGCAAGGCCUGGGUCUGGGGGCUGCGUUCCAUUCCUUCUAUCCAAUGCUAACCAGUCUCAGAGGGAAUAACUACAGUAUCUUUGAUCACAGUGGUUCCAAGAAUCACACACAUACCACCACAGUUGAAGAAUAUUUAACUUUUCUUAAAAAAAAGAAAAAAAAAACUUAAC